AUGAACCCCAGCACCCCAGGCUGCCCCAUGGCUUCGCUCUACGUAGGGGACCUGCACCCGGAUGUGACCGAGGCGAUGCUCUAUGAGAAAUUCAGCUCGGCCGGGCCCAUCCUUUCCAUCCGGGUGUACAGGGACGUAAUCACCCGUCGCUCCCUAGGCUAUGCUUCCGUGAACUUCGAGCAGCCUGCGGACGCAGAGCACGCUUUGGACACCAUGAAUUUUGAUGUCAUCAAGGGCAAGCCGGUCCGCAUCAUGUGGUCUCAGCGUGAUCCGUCACUACGCAGAAGUGGAGUAGGCAACGUGUUCAUUAAAAAUUUGAACAAAACCAUUGAUAACAAAGUGCUAUAUGAUACAUUUUCUGCUUUCGGGAACAUCCUUUCCUGCAAGGUGGUUUGCGAUGAGAAUGGCUCCAAGGGGCAUGGAUUUGUUCAUUUUGAAACAGAGGAGGCAGCAGAAAGAGCCAUUGAGAAAAUGAACGGGAUGCUUCUGAAUGACCGUAAAGUGUUUGUUGGACGGUUUAAGUCUCGAAAAGAACGGGAAGCGGAGCUUGGAGCAAGGGCCAAGGAGUUCACCAAUGUUUACAUCAAGAACUUUGGGGACCACAUGGAUGAUGAGACCCUGAGUGACCUCUUUGGCAGGUUUGGACAGGUCUUAAGUGUGAAAGUCAUGACCGAUGAAGGUGGAAAAUCCAAAGGAUUCGGGUUUGUCAGCUUUGAAAAGCAUGAAGAUGCGCAGAAAGCGGUGGAGGAGAUGAAUGGAAAGGAACUCAAUGGCAAACACAUUUAUGUUGGUCGAGCUCAGAAAAAAGUGGACCGGCACACAGAGCUUAAGCGCAAAUUUGAGCAAGUGACCCAAGACAGGAACAUCAGAUACCAAGGUAUUAACCUUUACGUGAAAAAUCUUGACGAUGGCAUAGAUGACGAGCGUCUACAGAAAGAAUUUUCUCCGUUUGGAACGAUCACCAGUACAAAGGUUAUGAUGGAGGGGGGUCGCAGUAAAGGGUUCGGUUUUGUCUGUUUCUCCUCCCCCGAAGAAGCCAGCAAAGCAGUUUCGGAAAUGAAUGGUCGAAUUGUGGCCACGAAGCCACUGUAUGUAGCUUUAGCCCAGCGCAAAGAAGAGCGUCAAGCUCACCUCACUAACCAGUAUAUGCAGAGAAUGGCAGGUGUGAGAGCUGUGAUGAACCCCUACCAACCCGCGCCUUCAGGUUACUCCAUGGCCACUCUCCCACAGACUCAGAACUGUGUGCCAUGCUGCCCUAGCCAGAUGACUCAACCAAGGCCAAGUGCUCGCUGGACUGCUCCGGGUGCCAGGCCUCAUCCAUUUCUAAAUGUGCCUGCUGUUAUCCACCCAGCCGCUCCUAGAUCAUCACUUAGUACUGUAAGACCAGGUCCUUCCCAUGUUCCUCAAGCAGCGUCCGCACAUCGCGUAACUAACACAUCAGCACAGACAGUGGGUCAACAUCCUGCAGCUGCAGCAGCUGCAGUUUCUGCAGCAACUACUUCUGCUCGCUCGGUUCCAAAGUAUAAAUUUGCCGCGGGAGUCCGCAACCCCCAGCAACAUCUAACCGCACAGCUGGUGCAGCAGCCUGCUGUUAGGGCACAGGCUCAGGAACCUUGGACUGCUUCCAUGUUGGUCACCGCUCCUCAAGAGCAAAAGCAAAUGCUGGGUGAAAGGCUAUUUCCAUUCAUUCAAGCCGUGCCCCCGAGUCUUGCUGGUAAGAUCACGGGCAUGUUACUGGAGAUGGAUAACUCAGAACCCCUUCAGAUGCUGAAGUCUCCAGAAUCUCUGCGCUCUAACGAUGAUGAAGCUGUAGCCUUACUCCAAGCCCACCAAGCUAAAGAGGCUGUACAGAAAGCUGUUAGCAGUGUCUCUGGUGUCUCGUCUAUUUAA
Molecule: messenger RNA, 1890 nt
Organism: Alexandromys fortis (reed vole)
Lineage: Eukaryota; Metazoa; Chordata; Mammalia; Rodentia; Cricetidae
Product: polyadenylate-binding protein 1-like
Exons: 1
Coding region: 1-1890 (629 amino acids)
Cellular component (GO): cytosol; nucleus; ribonucleoprotein complex
Molecular function (GO): poly(A) binding; mRNA 3'-UTR binding; poly(U) RNA binding
Source: RefSeq, a predicted model, not a curated record